Messenger RNA from Juglans regia (Persian walnut), 2148 nucleotides. RefSeq names its product probable polyamine oxidase 5. The coding region runs from base 248 to 1960 and encodes 570 amino acids. Lineage: Eukaryota; Viridiplantae; Streptophyta; Magnoliopsida; Fagales; Juglandaceae. The transcript is spliced from 2 exons. The record is from RefSeq and is a predicted model, not a curated record. Gene Ontology annotation, molecular function: polyamine oxidase activity.
UUGAGAUAUGCAAUAUUAAUGGUGGACUCAAGAAAAGUGGAGCCCUGUCUUUAUUAGACAUAAUAAAAAAAAAAAAAACAAAAAACAAAAGUAAACUAUUGGCUCAGGAAACCACAUGCCACGAAAACCUUAUAAAUCUCUGAUUCAGUAACUCAAUCUCACCUAUAGUUCUUGACUCGGUUCUCUAUAUUUUUCUGAUAUUUUUCUCUCUAUUUUUGUGCCUUCGAAAACUCGUAGAAAAGCAACAAUGGUGACCAAGAAGCCAAGAAUUGUGAUAAUUGGAGCAGGAAUGGCUGGCCUUACAGCUGCAAGCAAGCUCUAUACUGCCACUAGCUUCAAAGACUUGUUUGAGCUGUGUGUUGUGGAAGGUGGGAGUAGAAUUGGUGGCAGAAUCAACACUUCCGAGUUUGGUGGUGACCGGAUUGAGAUGGGCGCAACUUGGAUCCAUGGCAAUGGAGGCAGCCCAAUUUACCAAAUUGCUCGAGAAAGCCAUGCACUGGAGUCUGAGCAGCCAUGGGAGUGCAUGGACACGUGCCCUGACGAGCCCACCACCAUUGCUGAAGGGGGAUUUCAGCUAACUCCAUCUAUUGUCGAGCCUGUGGCGACCCUAUUCAAGAACCUGAUGGAUUAUGCUCAAGGAAAGUCAAUCCAAGACCGUGCAGGCAGUGACUACUCUAACCUUUCAGCUAAGGCUUUGAAGAUUCCUGCAAGCAAUGGUGGCCAAGGAAAGCUCAGUGUCGGUUCUUUUCUACGACAAGGACUAAAUUCUUAUUGGGUUUGUAAGAAAGAUCAGGGAGAGCUCCAAGGAUAUGGUAAAUGGAGCAGAAGGAUGCUUGAAGAAGGAGUAUUUGCAAUUCAUGAGAACAUCCAGAGGACUUAUACAUCAGCUGGUGAUCUUUUAUCUUUAGAUUAUAGUGCAGAAAGCGAAUAUCGUAUGUUUCCUGGUGAAGAAAUCACCAUUGCCAAAGGCUACAUGAGCGUAAUCGAGUCCCUAGCUUCUGUUCUACCACCUGGUUUAGUCCAAUUAGGCCGAAAGGUCACAAGAAUUGAAUGGCAGCCUGAAGAGCAUGAAUCUUCAGACAAGGAAAAAGUUCAUGGUGCUAGGCCAGUGAAGCUGCAUUUCUGUGAUGGUUCCAAUAUGUUGGCAGAUCAUGUUAUUGUCACGGUUUCGUUGGGAGUGCUUAAAGCCGGAAUUGGGGAAGAUUCAGGUUUGUUCAGUCCUCCCCUGCCUUCAUUUAAGUCUGAGGCAAUAUCAAGGCUCGGUUAUGGCCUUGUCAACAAGUUGUUUCUGCAAGUGGAAGGCGAUGAUUUCAACAAGUUUCCAUUUCUCCAAAUGGUUUUCCAUAGACCUGACUCGGAAUUCAGGUAUAAAAAAAUACCUUGGUGGAUGAGGAGGACAGCUACUCUGUGGCCAAUUUAUAGCAAUUCCCGUGUCCUGCUAUCUUGGUUUGCAGGAAAAGAAGCAUUAGAGCUUGAAUCACUCCAAGAUGAACAGAUCAUUGAUGGGGUUUCAACAACAAUCUCAAGCUUUCUAUCACAACCCCACAAGCAAGUCAACUCAAACAGCCGUGAACUACGCAAUGGGAACAUGAAUUCUAUGAAAAACUGUCAUGAAAGUGAAGUGAAAGUCACCAAAAUACUGAAGAGCAAAUGGGGUACGGAUCCUUUGUUUUUGGGGUCUUACAGUUAUGUUGCAGUUGGAUCAAGUGGCGAUGAUUUUGAUACGAUGGCCGAGCCAUUGCCAAAACAUGACAAUGCUGUUUCGCCUUCACUUCAAAUUCUGUUUGCAGGAGAAGCAACGCAUAGAACCCACUAUUCUACAACUCAUGGAGCUUACCUCAGUGGUCUUAGAGAGGCCAAUAGGCUUCUUCAUCAUUAUCACUGUGUUGAGCGGCUAAGAAUGGGAGGAAAAGGAAGGAAAAUUAUGAAGGAUGAAAGAGAGAGAAGGCAACAUUUUUAGGUGUACUGUAAGAACUAAAGAAUUUCCUUUAAUUUUUAUUUUCCUUUUUUGUUUUUCUGUUGGGUUCUCUUUGUUUGUGAGCGCAGUUUUGCUGUUCAUUUGAUCCCUUUAGCUUCAAAGCAAACCAACUGAGAUUGUGUUUGACAUUUGAUAUUCUAAAGAAAAGAACAAGAAAGCUUUGGAUCCCA